GAGUUUCUUAAAUCGAGUAAAGAAGAAGAAGAAGAAAUGCCAUCAGGCAGGUUUUUUGGUUCAUUGUCAACACCAAGGGUCGAUGUCACAAUUGACACCGGCAAUCAUAUUUUGAUUCACACUUUAGAUGGUUUCUUGAAGAUUGGAACUGUGGCAGCAACAAGGUCGAUUGCAGAUGAUUCAUUUAAAGCUAUCAGUAGAGGUUUUAUCGACUUCUUUUUCCCAAAUUGUUUUUUAAGUGUUGUAUUUGUUGUCAUAUUAUCAACUUCUCAUGGGGUAGGAACGAUCCGUGGCACAACAGACUGGAAGAAUGCCAUGAUCGGAGGAGCCCUAACAGGGGCCGUUGUCUCUGCGGCCACCAGCAACGACAAAGAACGAAUUGUAUCGGAUGCACUCACAGGAGGUGCCAUUGCAACUGCCUCAGUGUUCUUAAACAACAUGUGAAAACAACAGCAAACUGAUUGUGCUUUAUUUUCUUGCAUAUCAAGUAUCUCUGAGUUGUGUGAUCCCAUUUUCCCCCUCAGUUUCCUUGGUGAA
This is a messenger RNA of Hibiscus syriacus, 537 nucleotides long. RefSeq names its product outer envelope pore protein 16, chloroplastic-like. NCBI's taxonomy places the organism in Eukaryota, Viridiplantae, Streptophyta, Magnoliopsida, Malvales, Malvaceae. The coding region runs from base 37 to 444 and encodes 135 amino acids. The transcript is spliced from 3 exons. Gene Ontology annotation, molecular function: amino acid transmembrane transporter activity. The record is from RefSeq and is a predicted model, not a curated record. Gene Ontology annotation, cellular component: chloroplast outer membrane. Gene Ontology annotation, biological process: protein import into chloroplast stroma.